Messenger RNA from Fonsecaea nubica, 2172 nucleotides. RefSeq lists its product as hypothetical. Gene Ontology annotation, cellular component: Cul4-RING E3 ubiquitin ligase complex. The record is from RefSeq and is a predicted model, not a curated record. Gene Ontology annotation, molecular function: protein binding. Gene Ontology annotation, biological process: proteasome-mediated ubiquitin-dependent protein catabolic process. NCBI's taxonomy places the organism in Eukaryota, Fungi, Ascomycota, Eurotiomycetes, Chaetothyriales, Herpotrichiellaceae. Bases 1 to 2172 code for a protein of 723 amino acids. The transcript has 4 exons.
AUGGCCAAUUCCCCAGAUUCCCGCGAAGGAUUGAGUCCCUCGCCGUCCAACAUCCUCGAUAUCUUUUCCGUUGACGAUGACGAUGAUGACGGCGAAAGUUACCACCCCACCGAGGAACAUAGUACCGACGCAGGUGGCACGCAGGAUGAAGACAGCGACGCUGAUUUCACUGAUGCCCAGGAGACUUUACACGGCAUUGAAAUAAUCUACGAAGGCGGAGAUGAUGACGAGGAAGAUGAAGAUGAAGAUGAGGGAAAUCACACCGAAACUGAAAAUGAUGGUGGUGCUACGGGCUCGCGGACAGCCACCCGACCUUCCCCAGUGACUGUUAAUGACAUCCGAGGCCUACUUAAUGCCAGUGCGCCUCUUCGGCAACUUAUUCUUAGUCGGUACCGCCUGUUAGGCCCGAACGGUCGAGACCUCUUCGCCGACGAUGAUGAUGACGACGAUGACGAGCCGUACGGAUAUGGCGGUUUCAGUCGCCGUCGGCGGGUUCAACGACAAAAGCCAAAGGGUGACCGCUUCCCCAAAAUCCCGAGCGAAGCUGGAAAGGCGCUGAUGAACUCGGGUGCUUAUGGUUGUCGAGACACAUACUUGGACAUCCGACGCAAGAGACGACGUACAGUCAGUGAACGCCUACUAUGGAGACGUCUGGGGUUAGAGGCACGAUCCACCAUGAGACGGCAGAACAAUCUCAUCGCCCAAGAUCAAGUACCCAACUCCAACACUGCCGACAAGAUCAUCCACUAUGACUCGCGAGCCUACUCGGGUCAGUUUUCCGACGACGGGAAUUUCUUCUUUAGCUGCACACAGAACUUCAAGGUUCGGAUGUACGAUACAUCCAACCCUUAUGAGUGGAAAUACUACAAGACAGUCGAUUACCCCUUUGGACAAUGGACGAUCACAGAUGCGACACUGAGCCCGGAUAACAAGUGGCUGGCAUAUUCCUCGAUCAGGCAUACGGUGUGCCUCGCCCCGACCGACCCAACGGACCACUCGGACCAUACUUUGUUGGAUUUCACCAACUUUGCUCCUGGAUCAGGAAUGGGCCGACCGACCUACGGGUACAUGGGCCGGCAUGGUUUUGGUAUCUGGUCCUUGCGUUUCAGUGGUGACGGAAGGGAGAUUGUCGCCGGAACAUCAGAUCACUCGGUCGUGGUGUAUGACUUGGAGCGUGGUCAGUCGACUGUUCGUCUUUCGAACCACGAAGACGAUGUAAAUGCGGUCUGUUUUGGUGACAAAUCCUCACCCCACAUCCUUUACUCGGGUAGUGACGACCAAACGUUGCGAGUUUGGGACAGACGAUCAAUGGCGGAUGGCCGUCCCGCCGGCAUUUUCGUCGGCCAUACAGAGGGUCUCACGUACGUUGACUCAAAGGGCGACGGUCGCUACGUCCUCUCCAACGGCAAGGAACAGAUGAUGAAGCUUUGGGACCUUCGGAAAAUGAUUUCUCCAAACGAAUUCUCCAAGAUCGACAUCCGUUCGUACACCACAAACUUUGACUAUCGAUUCUCUUCGUACGAUGAAGACGACUACGUUCCCAAUCCCAAAGAUUGCAGUGUAGUAACAUUCCGGGGCCACUCCGUCCUCAAGACACUGAUCCGGUGUCACUUUUCGCCUCCAGGGUCUUCCAACUCUCGGUAUGUGUACAGUGGCAGUGAGGAUGGAAAGGUAUACAUCUGGAAUAUGGAUGGUACCCAGAAGGCCACAAUCGACGUCUAUGCAGCAACGAGGCACACGAGACCGAGAAAUGAUGGAAGUGACGGCUUCGGCGGUGGAGGCUAUGGGUACGAACUACACGGACAUCACAACAGUGUGUGGAAGACAUGCGUCAGGGAUGCAAGCUGGAGUCCCACUGCGCCAGUUCUGGCUGCCACGUCUUGGAACGGCUGGGGUAUGGCUACGGGCACAGUCUCCGUACAUUCCUGGAACGACGGCGCCGAGGACGACGAGGCUCUUCCGGCCAUGUCUUCGAACUACAACGCCCGCCUCGAUCCCCGAGAGGACUUUGACAACGCCAUGCGCCGCGCUAGAGGUGGAAACCGGGGCGACCCGACCAACAGCAGUCCCUCUACGACGCGGAGUCGCGCCGAGGGCAGAGGUCUGAGGAGCAACGUCGUCCGGCCUGCCAGGUUUGGUGACGACGAGGGCGGUGGAGGCAACAUCUGGUGA